AAAAGUUUAUUUAGUGUCUCACAUUUAGCAGAAAAGACUCAAACAGUACUUUGAAGAAUUUGCUGUCACUGACUAAGGUGCACGCAGGCUGACAACAGAAUGGCCUCAACAGUAUUUUGCAUUUACCUGAGAAAUCGUUUUGACAAGAUCUCUGAGACCCUUCACACCUCAGAGAAAAACAGUAAUAAUGCCUGGACUUACAGGAAAGUGCAUCACUGUGUUACCCUUGUCUGCGAUUGACUUUGCACUCUCCUCAAUCACUUAAUCCUCAGUUUUGUCUCCUUUAUCUCAGCAGUAUUUGCAGCUGAGGGUAUGAGCACAGCUAGGCUUCUGUGUGCAAGCUGUCCUUCUCUGUAUGACAAACUGCAAUGGGAGGCAGAGAGGAUCCUUCCCUCCUGCAUCACACCAGGACGGUACUAGCUGACUUAAUCUUUAACAGUGUAAUUUCCAAAUCUAAAAGUAAUUAUGAGUACAUGCACAACUAAUCAUCUUCUGCCAUACUGCCAAUUAAAUAUUUCCUCAACAAAUAAGAAGUAUACUAAACACACACUGCUGAAACACAUGAUCAAAAUUACUAAUUGUUUUAGGAAGUCCACUACUUCAUUUAUCCAAUUCAGCAAUUAAAAAAAUAACAGAAGAAAAACUCAAGUUAUCUGUAACUCUUUAAGCUGAAUAGAAACUCAAACUCAACUUGCAGCAAUACAGGAAAAGUCAGCCAGGCAAGAAGAGCACUCACUGAAACACAGUACAAGCCCAGAGAUUCAGAGGAAUUGCAUCUCCGAAGAUUCAAUAGCCUUAAGGUAAGUCUCAAGUCUUCUACCCGCUUUCUUCCCCACCACCACUGCAACCUUACUCCUCUUUCAACCCCUCGAUCAUGCAGAGAGGAAAGUCCUUCUCCUUACAGACUAAUACUGUAGAUAAACCACUUCUUUUAAUCUAAACUCAACUCUAUUUCUUGAACUUCACCCAAAGACUAAUCAUUUUCUUCUCAACUAAACGAAACACAUCCUGACCAACCCUGCUAUUAAAAGGAAUUGCCCUUCAUCCCCUGCAUCUCCACAAUAUACGCAUAUAUAAAAAUAGAAAUUUAACUAAUACUUGAAAGAAACUUAUUUCGGUAAUAAGAAAUUUCUGAAAUUAUAUUUUGCUUCACUCUCAGCCUCGUAUAACCAGAAUCGCAAGUUUGGCUUUACAGGUGGAAGAGCUAUUAAUACAACCUCACAAGAACAGCAGUUGUGUUUGUAUAGCACCUCACCAGCACAGUCCUCAAGCGUGAGUUAGGAAACUCUGGGCAUCACUCCAAAAUCAACACAUACACACACGUGUGCGCACACACACAGAAUCAGAUUAAAAUACUUGUGGUUGAAAGGUGACAUGUAAAAAAAUGAGUAAGAAGAUAUUAAACAUGACCUGAUACACUAUUAAGUAUCUCAUUUUUCUAUUUUGUUAAUGUAAGAUUAUUAAAAACCAGAAAGGAUAAUCGGAAACAUCAGAGACAUCACAAUACCAUCGUGACUACCCAGAAUGCAUUGGCUAUCCUUAAUCUAACUUUGCUAAGCAAUGGCCAAAUACACCUUAAAAAUCCCAAACCUUCUCAGUCUUCCACAGAAAGUAAACCAUGCUUACUCAUUAUAACUGAAGUCAUUCACUACAAAGAGGCAUCUGAAAUUUUAUGCAUGAUUUUAUGAACCAAUGCAAAUGUAGGAUUAUCCUUUGGAAUGACUCACCCAAUUAAGCGUUGAUUUUUUUCAUUUAGCUAAAGCAAGAGCUCUUCUGUAGAGCUGUUCUCUAAACUUGACGCAUUUCUAUGAAGUCCGCAAUCAUUCUCUUUCAAAUGUAAUUGGCAAAUCCUUUGUGAAGAAACCAAAAGGAUCAAUAAAAGCAAACUGAGUGCACUUCAGCACUAGCUGACUAUUGGGAGAACUAAACCUGCAUACCUCACAGGGCACAAUCUCUCUGGCUUUUGCUACUUCUAACAUCAGUCAGAUGUUAUCAAAUAUUCUGAUACCUACCCAAACCCCUCACACACACAGUUUUAAUAUUUUCCACGUCUUGGAGACUUCAUAUGUUUAACAACUGGAACUGUUUCUUAUUAAGUGAACGUCAAGAAUUGAACGCGACAUUCUGCUGAACAUUCUUCUAGACUAUAAGUGUUUCAUUUUUCCUGUUGUAUCCAGCCAGGCUGCCCCUUUUAUUCCCAGCAACACAAAUGGAGUUUUAUCAGCCUGAAAGAAUCUUUAUUCUAACUGAAGCCUAGUACUGUAGUAACUUGAAAGCCAUCUUUAGGCAGCAUAGUAAAAAUGUUUGAUUUGUAAUUGCCUGCUGAACUCUUGCACAGGCUGCUGCCAUAUGGUACCCUCCCUUCUGCUGGCAAACAAUCUUUCCUUGUUCUGAACUUCUCAGCCUCCCUACCCCCUCCUUUUCUGGAGGGUAUGGAUAGGAAAUCCGAAGGAGGCGUUUCUUCUGCUCUCAGUGUGUUCGCGGUGACAUCAUAGGUGGGCUGAACGUCUAAGGCGAGUGUGUGUGUGUUUAAAAAAACUGUCCAAAAGUGAUGUAUAUGGAAUCUGGGUCAGCUGUAGCUGGUUAGUGCACUUCUGCAUGUGAAAGUAACACGCUGCAGCUUCAAACACCAUUUCUUUCUCUCUUCUGGAAUAAAAAGUACUGGAACAUUACUUUUUUCCUUUUUUUUUUUUUUUUUCUUUCCAUGAUUAGUUAGCUUGGUUAUCGUAUGGAGAAACCCAGUUCCUCAGUCCAGCUUGGAUGUAGCAGAGAAAGACAAAAGCAGUUUUCAACUCCAGCUGCAGAAUAACAAUCCACAGCAGAGGGUAACAUAGGAAGAAAAAGCAACUUGGCCUCUGGAUUUCCCAUCUACCACAGAAGCAAAACAGCUGGAAGAUUUUUUUCUUGCAGUCAUCCUACUUGCUUCAAAAUGAAGAUAUUUAAAUGGACUUUGGGUGUGCUCCUGUUUCUGCUUCUGUCUAUCGGGCGCUGUACAGAACAAUCUACACCCAGUAAAACAUCCCAGCGGAGGCACCCUCGCUCAACAGAUGGUGGAGAGGAAGGGAAGAAAUGUGGUUACACAUUCUUGGUCCCAGAACAGAAGAUCACAGGGCCAAUUUGUGUGAAUACUAAUGGACCAAGUACUGGCAACAGAAAGGACGAAGUCACACGAAUGGACAUCGAGAACUUGAAGGAUGUGCUGUCCAAGCAAAAGCGAGAGAUUGACAUUUUGCAGCUGGUGGUGGAUGUGGAUGGAAACAUUGUGAAUGAAGUGAAAUUACUGAGGAAAGAAAGUCGUAAUAUGAACUCUCGGGUCACCCAGCUCUAUAUGCAGCUCUUGCAUGAGAUAAUUCGAAAGCGUGAUAACUCACUUGAGCUUUCCCAACUGGAAAACAAAGUCCUUAACGUUACAACAGAAAUGUUGAAGAUGGCAACAAAAUACAAGGAGCUUGAAGUAAAAUAUGCAGCACUAACAGAUCUUGUAAAUAACCAGUCUGUGACUAUCUCGCUGCUGGAAGAGCAGUGCUUGAGAAUCUUCUCACGACAGGACCCCCAUGGGUCUCCCCCUCUUGUUCAAGUUGUGCCACAGCACAUUCCAAACAGCCAGCCAUAUGCUCCUGUUCUUCUGGGAGGCAACGAGAUACAGCGAGACCCAGGUUAUCCCAGAGACAGAGAUGUAAGGCCACCACCCGAUCCAGCUACUUCUCCUACAAAGAGUCCUUUCAGAGUACCACCACUGGCUUUAAUUAAUGAGGGUCCAUUCAAAGACUGCCAACAAGCCAAGGACUCUGGGCAUUCCAACAGCGGGAUUUAUAUGAUCAAACCUGAAAACAGUAAUGAGCCAAUGCAACUGUGGUGUGAAAACAGCCUGGACCCUGGAGGCUGGGCAGUUGUUCAGAAGAGGACAGAUGGAUCUGUCAACUUUUUCAGGAACUGGGACAGUUACAAGAAAGGCUUUGGAAACAUCGAUGGAGAGUACUGGCUGGGACUAGAAAAUAUUUACAUGCUCACCAAUCAGGAUAAUUACAGACUAUUGAUUGAGUUGGAGGACUGGAGCAAUAAGAAAGUCUAUGCAGAGUACAGCAGUUUCCGUCUGGAGCCCGAAAGCGAAUUCUACAGGCUACGCCUAGGAACAUACCAAGGAAACGCAGGCGAUUCCAUGAUAUGGCAUAAUGGAAAGCAAUUCACAACACUGGACAGAGACAGGGAUAUGUAUUCAGGAAACUGUGCUCAUUUUCACAAAGGUGGCUGGUGGUACAACGCUUGUGCCCACUCCAACCUCAACGGGGUGUGGUACCGGGGAGGCCACUACCGCAGCAAGUACCAGGACGGGAUAUUCUGGGCUGAGUACCGGGGAGGCUCCUACUCCUUGAAAUCAGUUCAAAUGAUGAUCAGACCUAUAGACUGAGGAGCGACUCCCACAGUGCUCAAGUGGUCACGUAUUCAACUUCUCAGCACUUGAGUUGCAGAAAAAUAAAAUAUUACUUUUUAAUCAUUAUUUUGCACAAUCUGCCCCUGCAAAAAGCAGGUCUACAGUUUUCCUGUCCCCCUUUUUUCCCCUGUUGUGUUCCCUCCUCCUUUUUUUUUUUUUAGAAAUUUUUUCUACUGUGACAGACGGUGUUUUUUAAACACACAUUCACAAAAGCAGAUGUUUGUGCUUGCAAAGCAUAUUUAUCUUUGUUCAAGUCCAACAUACUUAAUGUAAACAGUCAUUAAAGCUGGUAAAAAAUUCCAGAUGUAUGACAAGAUAUAAGCUUUUUCACUUAAAAAGCUUAUGCUUUUUCAGGUUAGCUCAAUCCUUAAAUGUAAAUAUGUGAAAUUACAUUGUCUUGCCUUAAUGUGAAAAUGGAUUAGUUAUUUAACAAUUUAUUUAAAAAUGUCGGUAUUGCUUUCAAUGAAAAUCUAACUUCACAUUACUGUUUAAGAUUUACUCCAUGAAGUUACACAAAAAACUGAAGACCUUCUAAGCUUUGCCAGCAGAGAGAGUUUUGCAACAAAUAAUUAUUUCAAAAUGAAGCAGUGAAUUAAACAACACACAAAGUUUCUUACUGCUUCAUAAAAUUCCGUAAGAUCUGCAUAACCUACCUUCUGUAAAACACUUAGGCAAAAAUGUUCCUAAUCUAAGAAAAAUAAUUGUACGAAAUAAUGGAUAAGCUUAAGACAACCAAAUUGCUUAGGAUUUUUUUUUUUUUUUUUUACCUUGAACCUCCAUACUCAAACAUCCUAACUAAAUAAAAAUACCUCUUGAUACUUGGAACUUAAAUAGCAAAAUGAAAAGCCCCGAUAUUAAAAUCCUGACCUGACACUUGGAGAUGCCUGCCCUGCUCCAGCUAGGAGCAGUGAGGUCGGAUCAAGCGCUCACACAUGCUAACUUAGAGAAGGACCAAGCCUUCGAAUGCUGGAAGUUUUCCUCCAACACAGCUUUCUGCUGGCAGAGUGAAACACAGAUUAGAUAUGUGCUCUGAGUGUUUUCUCCCUGCCACCGCAAACUUGGGAUUGCUCUUAUAACAUAGAAGUUUCCCUUCCCCUUCACGUAUUCAACUUCUGAUACUGUCUAUAUCAAAUUUCCUACUUCCCAAUAUCAUAUUUCCAUUGGAAUUUAUAUGCAAUUUAAGAAAUUAAUUAGAAAGUACUUUCCCAACCUUUAACAGAAGCCAUACAACAUUCUGCAUCAAAACUAGACAAUUCCAACAGUUGCAAACAACAAAAUAUUUGCUUUAGGUACCACAGCCUCUGACACUGAAGCAUUUUCCCAGCAUGUAAAAUUAUUUACAACUGUACUUAGCCCCACAGCUUACCUAAUUUAACUUGAUAUUACACAAAACCUAAAUAUGCUGUUCUGAACUGUAACCAAGAGAUUUGUUUGGCACCUCCAUAUAUGCCUUCAGGAUAUUAAGGAACUUUGCCCCUGUUAAUAUACUCCUCCCCCAAUAGCUAGAAUAAUCAUCUAGUAUUAUUCCUACGUUAAAUUAGUUGGUACCAAUUGCUGUGCAAAACCUUUUUUGUAAUUCAGAGGAGAGAAAAUAGCAUUCUGCUUUCAAAACAUUCUCUAGAGAAGAUAAAGCUUCAUUGAUAAUAUCUGGCUGCAAGGGCUAUAAUUAAUUCUUUGGUCAGAGAUCAAAGUCAACAAGUUUCAACAAUAUUUAAUUGCGGUUGGUGGGGGUGGGUGAAGAGGUGGGGAAUCAUACCCAGCAUAUUCCAUUACUCAUUUCCAAGAAUUUUAACCAACAAAAUAGUUACGAUCACAAUUCUGAAAUUGUUCUUCAUAUAAAGAAUACUUGUUUGUUACAAUUAUCAUACAGACCUCAUUGAUUGAGUGUUCUAUAAAAUGAUUUUUAAUUGUAAAUGCUUCACUUUCAGACUAUGUGUAGUCUAUCCUUUUUUUCUAUGGCAGCUGGAUAGAAAAGCAGUUCAGGUAAAUUUGAAAGCUGAAAAUGUCCUCCAAAACAUUCUUUUAACGAACACUUCUGACAGCUUUGGUUCAUUCAAGCUGGAAGAUAUUUUACCACAAGAAUCUCUGGCUUGCUACAAGACCAGUGUUUGUUUAUUCAGUGCAGCCAGUGAAAUGUGUAUUUUGCAGAACCCUCUAAGUAAAAUUAGCUUGCACUCAGCCUUUAAAUUAGAUCUUACAUAUUGGACAUCUAGAAAGUAAGUCUUCCCCAAUUUAAAGCUGCAGGAGGAUCUUAACUAAACAUUACAAAAUGUACUCAGAAAGCUCUGGCUGUAUAAAUGCUGUGCUCUGAAAGGACAAACUUCAAAUUAAAGUUGCCGAUUUAAGACUAUGGGGAGGGAAAGCUCAGCUUGUAACUAUCAGUUCUCAGCGUUUGAGUUGAAUUUUCUAAGCAGGGUAAAAGAGGUUGUAGCAUCCCUCGAGCUCACUGCACUGGAUGUUCAGAAGCAGUCUGUCUGCAAAGGAUACAGCUUUCACCAUUCCUGUGCUAUGAGUCUGAAUUUAAUCAAGCAGGCCUUGAAAAAGUCUAACCUGUACUAAACCUGAAACACUUUUCACCUAUAUUUCCAAAGUCUAUUAUAAGCAUUAUCACCAAAGUAGCUGAAUAUUCAUCAGAUGAAUACUUCAAUAACCUAUUUUCAGCUUUUUUCUUUCUGGAUAUACUUCCUGAAAGACAGCUAUAAAAAUGUUUCAUGACGUAGUACUGCUUAGUUAAAUA
Molecule: messenger RNA, 7169 nt
Organism: Cuculus canorus (common cuckoo)
Lineage: Eukaryota; Metazoa; Chordata; Aves; Cuculiformes; Cuculidae
Gene: ANGPTL1
Product: angiopoietin like 1
Exons: 5
Coding region: 2930-4408 (492 amino acids)
Biological process (GO): cell surface receptor protein tyrosine kinase signaling pathway
Source: RefSeq, a predicted model, not a curated record